AUGGCGCGCGUCUAUGCAGAUGUCAAUCAGCAGAUGCCCCGAUCUUACUGGGAUUACGAUAGUGUCAAUAUUACCUGGGGAGUUCUGGAGAACUAUGAAGUUGUGCGAAAGAUUGGACGUGGGAAGUACUCGGAGGUCUUCCAGGGUAUCAAUGUCAUCAACUAUCAAGAGUGUGUUAUCAAAGUGCUGAAGCCGGUCAAGAAGAAGAAGAUAAAGAGAGAAAUCAAGAUCUUGCAGAACCUCUCAGGAGGCCCGAAUAUUAUCGGCUUGCUGGAUGUCGUUAGGGACCAACAAAGCAAAACGCCGUCCCUGAUCUUCGAAUAUGUCAACAAUACCGACUUCAGAUCGCUCUACCCGAAAUUCGUCGACUACGAUGUUAGAUACUACAUCUUUGAACUUUUGAAGGCACUUGACUUUUGUCAUAGCAAGGGAAUUAUGCACCGCGAUGUCAAGCCUCACAAUGUCAUGAUUGAUCACGAAAAGAGAAAGUUACGAUUGAUCGAUUGGGGUCUUGCAGAAUUCUACCACCAAGGAACCGAGUACAACGUCCGAGUGGCUUCAAGAUAUUUCAAAGGUCCAGAACUACUUGUCGACUUCCAAGAGUAUGAUUACUCUCUCGACAUGUGGUCAUUGGGAGCUAUGUUUGCCUCCAUGAUCUUCCGCAAGGAGCCUUUCUUCCAUGGAAACAGCAACUCAGAUCAACUCGUCAAGAUUGCCAAGGUUCUUGGUACAGAGGACCUUUUUGACUACCUUGAUAAGUACGAGAUUGAGUUGGAUGCUCAAUACGAUGAUAUCCUCGGUCGAUUUCCAAAGAAGAACUGGCACAGUUUUGUCAACUCCGAAAAUUCGAGAUUUGUUACCAAUGAGGCUAUCGAUUUCUUGGACAAGCUGUUGAGAUAUGACCAUCAAGAACGAUUGACCGCUAAGGAAGCAAUGGCUCAUGCAUUCUUCGCCCCAGUCAGAGAAGCCGAGCAACGUGCUCGUAUCACCCCUGGAACUGCCUCUGCCUCUUGA
Molecule: messenger RNA, 1014 nt
Organism: Cadophora gregata
Lineage: Eukaryota; Fungi; Ascomycota; Leotiomycetes; Helotiales; Ploettnerulaceae
Gene: CKA1
Product: Casein kinase II subunit alpha
Exons: 6
Coding region: 1-1014 (337 amino acids)
Biological process (GO): regulation of transcription by RNA polymerase I; protein phosphorylation; regulation of transcription by RNA polymerase III
Cellular component (GO): protein kinase CK2 complex; nucleus; cytosol
Molecular function (GO): protein serine/threonine kinase activity; ATP binding
Source: RefSeq, a predicted model, not a curated record